AUGGAUCUUGAUAAAUUAAAAAGAUGCAUGGAAAAAUAUAAUAUAUUUCUCGACUUCGACAUCGCCAAUGAUAUAGAACAAAUACAAUACUUAGGAUCGAGAGCUUUAUACUCACAUCGACACCCAUUUGAAAGAGGAAUUCUUGACACUUUCCUUAAAGCUAGAUAUAAUGCAAGAGCUCCUACAAUAAAAUCAAUGACCUUGGAAAAACAUCCUAGAUUCAUGAUCAUAAACGACAUUGAUGCUAAAUAUGCUUUCCGACCUCAAUUAUACAAGCAAUUUGCUCAUGAAUAUUGUGAGGAUGAAAAUUUGUCAUGUAUAAGGUUAUGGAUUUCCGCAAAAAAUCAAAUCAAAUUAUUAAAACAACAAGGGUUUGAUCUACAAGAUCCAAAUAAAACAAAGUUGAAACGUUGGAAUAAACUAGCAUUUUGGGUUUUUUUACAAGAGAAUAAAUUACCCUCUUUUUAUCAAGUUAUGGCUAUCCGUAUGGAUAUAAAAACAGUAUUUCCAAACAAAUAUUUGACUUAUUGGAACAAGUUUCUAAAAGAACCACAAAAUACAGAUUAUAGUGCCAAAGUGAUGGGUGACUUUAUGAACGUGCAUUACCAAGGCCGUUGA
Messenger RNA from Dentiscutata erythropus, 618 nucleotides. NCBI's taxonomy places the organism in Eukaryota, Fungi, Glomeromycota, Glomeromycetes, Diversisporales, Gigasporaceae. The record is from the annotation of a GenBank genome assembly.